Closterium sp. NIES-65 is the source of this 1638-nucleotide messenger RNA. NCBI's taxonomy places the organism in Eukaryota, Viridiplantae, Streptophyta, Zygnematophyceae, Desmidiales, Closteriaceae. The record is from the annotation of a GenBank genome assembly.
AUGAUCUCACAUCGUCCUGAACUCAAACCCCAUCACUUCGUCCCCAUGACAUCAUACCGCAUACCACUCCUGCUUUCCGCUGAUCGUUUCCCUGUCUCCACUUCCCUUCCGUGUUGUUACAUCCAGGGACCUGAGCUCCAACCGCCUGACUGGCACCAUACCGCAAGGAGUGCUUGCUCCUUGCUGUGUUGGUUUACACUCCCCAUCCCUCCAUUCCCCAUCCUUCCAUUCCCCAUCCCUCCAUUCCCCAUCCUUCCAUUCCCCAUCCUUCCAUUCCCCAUCCUUCCAUUCCCCAUCCUUCCAUUCCCCAUCCUUCCAUUCCCCAUCCCUCCAUUCCCCAUCCUUCCAUUCCCCAUCCUUCAAUUCCCCAUCCCUCCAUUCCCCAUCCCUCCAUUCCCCAUCCCUCCAUUCCCCAUCCUUCCAUUCCCCAUCCUUCCAUUCCCCAUCCUUCCAUUCCCCAUCCUUCCAUUCCCCAUCCUUCAAUUCCCCAUCGUUCCAUUCCCCAUCCUUCCAUUCCCCAUCUUCCAUUCCCCAUCCUUCCAUUCCCCAUCCUUCCAUUCCCCAUCCUUCCAUUCCCCAUCCUUCCAUUCCCCAUCUUCCAUUCCCCAUCCUUCCAUUCCCCAUCCUUCCAUUCCCCAUCCUUCCAUUCCCCAUCCUUCCAUUCCCCAUCCUUCCAUUCCCCAUCCUUCCAUUCCCCAUCCUUCCAUUCCCCAUCUUCCAUUCCCCAUCCUUCCAUUCCCCAUCCUUCCAUUCCCCAUCCUUCCAUUCCCCAUCCUUUCAUUCCCCAUCCUUCCAUUCCCCAUCCUUCCAUUCUCCAUCCGUCCAUAUUCCCAUCCCUCCAUUCCCCAUCCUUCCAUUCCCCAUCCUUCCAUUCCCCAUCCGUCCAUAUCCCCAUCCCUCAAUUCCGCAUCCUUCCAUUCCCCAUCCCUCCAUUCCCCAUCUUUAUAUUCCCCAUCCUUCCAUUCCCCAUCCUUCCAUUCCCCAUCCUUCCAUUCCCCAUCCUUCCAUUCUCCAUCCGUCCAUAUUCCCAUCCUUCCAUUCCCCAUCCUUCCAUUCCCCAUCCUUCCAUUCCCCAUCCGUCCAUAUCCCCAUCCCUCAAUUCUCUAUCCUUCCAUUCCCCAUCCCUCCAUUCCCCAUCUUUCCAUUCCCCAUCCUUCCAUUCCCCAUCCCUCCAUUCCCCAUCCCUCCAUUCCCCAUCCCUCCAUUCCCCAUCCCUCCAUUCCCCAUCCUUCCAUUCCCCAUCCUUCCAUUGCCCAUCCUUCCAUUCCCCAUCCUUCCAUUCCCCAUCCUUCCAUUCCCCAUCUUCCAUUCCCCAUCCUUCCAUUCCCCAUCAUUCCAUUCCCCAUCCUUCCAUUCCCCAUCCUUCCACUCCCCAUCCUUCAAUUCCCCUACCUUCCAUUCCCCAUCCUUCCAUUCCCCAUCUUCCAUUCCCCAUCCUUCCAUUCCCCAUCCUUCCAUUCCCCAUCCUUCCAUUCCCCAUCCUUCCAUUCCCCAUCUUCCAUUCCCCAUCCUUCCAUUCCCCAUCCUUCCAUUCCCCAUCCUUCCAUUCCCCAUCCUUCCAUUCCCCAUCCUUCCAUUCCCCAUCCUUCCAUUCCCCAUCCUUCCAUUCCCCAUCCGUCCAUAUCCCCAUCCUGUUAG